Messenger RNA from Musa acuminata subsp. malaccensis (wild Malaysian banana), 3451 nucleotides. RefSeq names its product homeobox-leucine zipper protein ROC5. Gene Ontology annotation, molecular function: DNA binding; lipid binding; DNA-binding transcription factor activity, RNA polymerase II-specific. Gene Ontology annotation, biological process: regulation of DNA-templated transcription. Lineage: Eukaryota; Viridiplantae; Streptophyta; Magnoliopsida; Zingiberales; Musaceae. The record is from RefSeq and is a predicted model, not a curated record.
GGGAGGGUGGUGGGGGGAAGAGAGGUGUGCGGAAAAAGGUUGCCCCUCGCACCGAGGUGCCAGUUUUGAUGUGAAGGCCUCGGAGUUUCCGCAUAUAAAGAUGCGUCUCCCCUCUGUGGUAUCCUCGCCUCGCCCACUUCACACCGUCGUCCACCGUUUCUGAGCUUGUAAAGCUUCGAUCUUCCGGGAAAGCCAUGCAGUAGUGAGAAGCGGAGAUUUGUUUUCUUGUUCUGUGCCUUUCUUUUCCCUGUGUUCUUUAUUCUGUUGGGGUCGGUUUGAUGGUGUAGGAAAGGGGAAGGGAGAGGGGGGGAGAACGAGGUGCUAGCGAUCUUUGCUUGGCUUCCUUCUCUUUCUUUCUGCCCUUUGAUUAGGUGACGGAGAGGGAGUUGGAGGCAUACAUAGUUCAUACCACGGUCUAUGCUUCUGCCUCCACUGGCCUGUCUUCCAUCUUUCUUUACUUAAAUCAUUUUUUUGUUUCUCCUUUUUUUCUUUUUCUUUGUUGUGGAGAUACUGUUAAACGCCUCGCAUAGAUCGAGUAAAGUUGUGCACUCAUUAGAUCUGGUGCUGCCGUCACUGCUCCUCGGAGGAAGGGAAGGCGCCGUUGAACGGAAAGAAGCGACGUUGAAAAGACGGGGAGAUCUUUGAUGACUUUUGGGGGUUUGUUCGACGACGGUUCCGGAGGCGGCGUUGCCCGUCUGGUCGCCGACAUAGCGUACGGCGGCACCGCCGACUCCGUGUCGCACCCACGGCGCCUUGUUUCGCCUUCGCUCCACGAGUCCAUGUUCGCCUCCCCUGGCCUCUCCCUCGCCCUGCAAACCAACUUGGGGGCGCACGGGGAACGGAACUUGGCUCGUGUCGGAGGAGUUGGAGGAGAGCUGGAUUCGGUUCGUCGGAGCAAGGAAGAUGAGAACGAGAGUAGAGCGGGCAGUGAUAACUUUGAAGGUGGAUCUGGAGACGAUCUGGAACAGGAGCAUCCUCGCAAGAGGAAGAGAUACCACCGCCACACCCCUCAGCAGAUCCAAGAACUGGAAGCUCUCUUCAAGGAAUGCCCUCAUCCGGAUGAUAAGCAAAGGAUGGAGCUCAGCAAUCGGCUUUGCUUGGAGGCCCGCCAGGUCAAGUUCUGGUUUCAGAACCGACGAACCCAGAUGAAGACCCACCUGGAACGGCACGAGAACACAAUCCUUAGGCAGGAGAACGAUAAGCUUAGGGCGGAGAACCUAUCCAUCCGGGAUGCCAUGAGGAACCCCAUAUGCUGCAACUGCGGGAGCCCCGCAGUGCUCGGCGAGAUCUCCCUCGAGGAGCAGCACCUGAGAAUCGAGAAUGCUCGCCUCAAGGAUGAGCUCGACCGUGUUUGUGCCCUCGCUGGAAAGUUCCUCGGCAAGCCUGCGUCCCCCUUGGCCAGUCCGCUCCCUCUUCCGAUGCUGCCAAACUCGUCCUUGGAGCUCGCGGUCGGAACAAAUGGUUUUGCCGGCCUUGGUUCGGUGGCUACGUCGACUUUGCCUCCGUUUACUGAUUUCACUCCCGCGGCGUCAAGCCCCGUCGGCACCUUCGUAACUCCAGCGCAGGUGGUUGGCGCCGGAGCCACCGGCGCGGUGGACAAGGCGCAGGAGAGGUUUGUAUUUUUGGAGCUUGCACUCGCUGCCAUGGAUGAACUGGUGAAGAUGGCCCAGAUGGAGGAGCCACUCUGGAUUCCGGGCUUGGAAGCCGGUAGCGACGCGUUAAACUACGACGAGUAUUACCGGUGCUUUUCCGGGUGCAUCGGGGCAAGGCCUACCGGCUUCGUGUCGGAGGCCACGAGGGAGACGGCCGUGAUCGUCAUCAAUAGCCCGGCUCUCGUCGAGACCCUCAUGGAUGCGGCUCGAUGGGCAGAUAUGUUCCCUUCUGUGAUCGCUAGAACGACGACCACCGACGUGAUAUCCAGCGGCAUGGGCGGGACUAGAAAUGGUGCUCUCCAGCUGAUGCAGGCGGAGCUUCAAGUUCUCUCUCCCCUGGUUCCUGUUCGAGAUGUCAGUUUCCUUAGGUUCUGCAAGCAUCUAAGCGAGGGCGCUUGGGCCGUGGUCGACGUCUCCGUCGAUGGCGUCAGAGACAACCGACCUGCUCCACCUGCUACCGUGAAAUGCCGCAGGCUUCCUUCUGGGUGCGUGGUGCAGGACAUGUCCAAUGGCUAUUCUAAGGUCACGUGGGUCGAGCAUUCUGAGUAUGACGAGGCCACAGUGCACCCGCUGUACCGCCCGCUGCUGCGCUCCGGCUCGGCCCUCGGCGCCCGCCGCUGGGUCGCGUCCCUCCAGCGCCAGUCCCUCGCCGUCCUCGUACCCCCAUCCCUCUCUCCCGGUGGUGAUUCCACGAUAACGCCGAGCGGGCGGCGGAGCAUGCUGAAGCUGGCGCAGCGGAUGACCGACAACUUCUGCGCCGGAGUAUGCGCGUCAUCGGCUCGCGAGUGGAGCAAGCUGGGCGGCGCGAUCAACAUCGGGGAGGACGUGCGGGUGAUGACGAGGCAAAGCGUGGCCGACCCCGGGGUGCCGCCGGGGGUGGUGCUCAGUGCCGCCACCUCGGUCUGGCUCCCGGCCUCCCCGCAGCGCCUGUUCGACUUCCUCCGCAACGAGCAGCUCCGGAGCCAGUGGGACAUCCUCUCCAACGGCGGGCCCAUGCAGGAGAUUGCGCACAUCGCCAAGGGCCAGAACACCGGCAACGCCGUCUCCCUCCUCCGUGCCAGCGCGGCGAACGCAACCCAGAGCAGCAUGCUGAUACUGCAGGAGACCUGCACGGACGCGUCGGGGUCGCUGGUGGUGUACGCCCCGGUGGAUAUACCAGCCAUGCACCUCGUCAUGAGCGGCGGUGACUCUGCCUACGUCUCGCUCCUCCCCUCCGGCUUCGCCAUCCUCCCGGACGGCGGGACGCACAAGGCUCCGGGAUCGCUGCUGACGGUGGCCUUUCAGAUCCUGGUCAACAGUCAGCCGACGGCGAAGCUGACGGUGGAGUCGGUGGAGACCGUCAACAACCUCAUCUCGUGCACCGUUCAGAAGAUAAAGGCGGCACUCCACUGCGAGACUUGAGAGGACGGAGAUCGAAGUGCGACGAGGAGGGGGGGGAGAGUGUCAUGGCUGUGGAUUGAGUCAAGAACGAACCGCGCGAAUAAAGAACCUUUGCUAAGUGAUAAGGAAUAAUGGCCGACUGCAAACCUUGUACGCAGUCCAUCAUCCUCAUCACCGAGCAACGGUGGUGGUUCGGGUAUUGACUCUCUCUCUCUAAAUGCCGUCGCUCGAUCCCAGCCAGAGUUAAUGUCGUGUCAGGUUGCAGCGUUCUCUUCUUUUCCUGUUUGCAUUUGAUUCACCUGUAGAGGACAACGUAAUCUUCUUCCCUGUAUGCAAGUAGACAAAUGCGUAUGUAUUGUUGCGAAGUCUUUUUUGUUGACUUUGUUAUUUACUUCUUUUAAGUUUGAUUUUAGCAUAUA